Messenger RNA from Branchiostoma floridae (Florida lancelet), 1560 nucleotides. RefSeq names its product DNA damage-regulated autophagy modulator protein 2-like. The record is from RefSeq and is a predicted model, not a curated record. The transcript has 11 exons. The coding region runs from base 317 to 1156 and encodes 279 amino acids. NCBI's taxonomy places the organism in Eukaryota, Metazoa, Chordata, Leptocardii, Amphioxiformes, Branchiostomatidae.
UACAAGAAUAGACUCUUCAAAAAGGUUCAAAGGUGAAAGCUCUAGCGGUUUUUAACCUCCGUGGGUUAAACGUUAGCCAGGCCAGGUUCCGAAGUUUGCUACGGAAAAACUGACGCGUCUUACGUGCGGAAAGAAGGCAACGGGUACUAAGGAGGUUGGGGGAUACUUAAGAACAACAGAAACAAAUUUUGAUAGGAGCAAAAUUAUCUCCUGGCUCCGGGGGUCACCUAAGGACAAUAAGCCUGUAUGUUAAAAUAUGAUGUCCUGAAUCGAACUAUCCUCAGCUUUACAGGAACUUUUCUUUGGAAAAUAGCGUAUGAAGACAGUUCCAGGUUGGAGUAACCAAGUGGGGGAUAGCUCUAGAUCAGAAGGGGUAGGAAACAUGAGGAGCUCGGCAACAAGCAAACCAAAGAUGGGGUCCCAUCCCUGCUGCAUCCUGCCCAUAGUGGUUGGAGUGGGCACCACCAUCAUGUUUUUUGUAUGCUAUGCUAUUGCAGUCUACAAUGAUCACACAGUAAAAAACUUUCCUUUUAUAAGUGACACGGGCGUGUAUCCCCCAGAGAGAGGCAUCUUCACUUUAUCAUUCAAUCUAUCUGCAUUUGGAGGUCUGGUGUUGAUGUACUUGAGGUAUUGUUAUAUCUCACAAUCUGACGGCCCUCGCAAACUCAACUUGUUCACGUUUGGCUGUGGCAUCCUUGUCUGCCUCGGUCUCAUGAUGGUCGGUGCUUUUCAGUGGUCAGACAUGUUAUAUCCCCACAUGGUGGGUGCCGUGAUGGCGUUUGCCCUGGGUAUUGUCUACAUCUGGCUGGAUACGAUCCUCAGCUACAAGCUGCAGCCGCUGUCUACCAGCGUGUGGGCCUUCAGGGCUCGACUUCUGGUGGCUACCCUGGCCACCGUCAGCGGAGGUGUCAUGUUUGUGUUUGGUGGCAUCAUCUUCUCAAGGGACGACUACCCGUACGCUGUUCGUCUGGCGGCGGUUGGCGGGGAGUGGGCGUUGGGAAUUGGCCUUCUCGUCUACAUCGUCACGCUGUGUGCGGAAAUCAGGAAAGUCCGGAGGAUAGCUGUCGUGAUGGACAUCUCAGGAAGGUUUGAUGUGUCCAACACUCACGAGUUGAGGGCUUCCAGAGUUAUCAUGAACCAUGAUAUUCCAGAGUAGUGUUAGUAUAGAAGUAAAAAUUAGCCUGGUAUCCACCCCUAUUGUAUACGUAGCUGCUGAGACUAUUUCAUCCUCUCUGAGUAGAAUGCGGAGUCCAGUGGUUAGGCCUAGGAAAAAAAUGUUGUGUUUCCUGUUUCCCUACCUACCCUAGAAAAACCUGCCGACCCUAUACAUUUUUUGUGGGGUGAGCAGUGAUGCCACAUACUUAGUUUCCAGUUAGAAUUUUUAUUUAGCCUGCUUCCUGUUGAAGUAAAAACACUGCUUGUGCUAUCUAAUAAAGGAUAAAUGUAUUUAAUAUGCACAAAAUGAAAGUUUGACAAAGGAGGUUAUAUAACCUCCUUGGUUUGACAUUGAAAGACAAGUGUCUUCAUGUAUUUCAGUUAACUUUGUUCAACUGUAUUGUA